AUGCAACAUUUGUUGGAUCGGCUAGAAAAGUACCACUACGUUCAUUGGACCCGUGGGAACGAGACUGAGAAUGUCACGGAGUUAUUUUGGUCUCCUCCAUCUGCCGGGGAGACGUUACGUGCUUUUUCCCACGUUUUAAUGAUGGAUUGCACAUACAAGACGAAUAAGUACAAGUUUCCUUUGCUUCAAAUUGUUGGUGUAACAUCGACGGAGAUGACUUUUUGUGCAGCAUUUGCUUUCAUGGAGUGUGAAAAAACGGAAAACUACACUGGGGUCUUGGAGAAGCUAAAAGGCAUGAUGGAUCCCAACGCGCUUCCGUCCGUUAUUGUCACAAAUAGAGAGUUGGCGCUUAUGAAUGCCAUCGCACAUGUUUUCCCUCAAGCUACCAACCUCUUAUGUAGGUGGCAUAUUGGCAAGAACGUAUUAGCCAAGUGUAGAAAGAUGUUUGAUGACAAGAUGUGGGAGGAAUUUAUUUGCAGUUGGGGCCUAGUCGUCCUUUCAUCGGGUGUUGCACAGUAUGAGGAGCGCCUUUGUGUUUUGAGGCGUAAUUUUGAAAUGGUUCCUCCAGCACUUAAGUACGUCGAGAAAAAUUGGUUGGUACCCUACAAAGAGAGGUUUGUAGGAGCUUGGACGGACAAAGUCAUGCAUUUCGAAAACCUAACAAGUAACAGGGCGGAGAGUUCACAUUUGAAGCUAAAAAAUCAUCUUGAAAGCUCGCAAUGCAAUUUUGAUACUAUAUGGGAGAAGAUUCACAGAUUGAUGCUGUUACAAGUUACUGAAGUCAAAGCUUCGUUUGAGAAGAGCCUUAAUUCUGUGCAACAUGAUUUUAGGACAACUCUAUUUGAUAGGCUAAGGGGAGUUGUUUCGUCAAAUGCCAUGACACUUGUUUUAGUGGCAUCCUAUCAAGUCGAAUGGUUUGUGGAAUCGAAGCGUCAAUGCGAGUGUUCUUUGAGGCACACCCAUGGUUUACCUUGCGCUCAUGAGAUUGCUCCUUACAAGAUGGCAAAUAUCCCUCUACCGAUUGAGUUAAUCUACGACCAUUGGAAGAGGAUUUCUUUGCUUGCACCCCAGAAUGAGGGUUCGAUGGAGGAGACGCUUUUGGCUCACUUUGAUUAUUUUUACAACAAGUUCUUGAAUGAAGAUCAAUUUGAUGUAAAGCUAAAUUAUGUUAAGAAAAUGCAAGAGCUUGCUCAUCCGAAAACCAAUACUCUCCUUGAACCCAAAGUGAAUGCACAACCACGCGGUCGGAAGUCAACGAAAGAAAAAAAUGCAGCCAAAGAACAAAAUUCGACGCGUAGGGAUCCCUCGGAAUUUGAGCAUGUUCUGGCAUUCCUUCAAACCCCUAAGCCUGUCAAAGAGAAACCGCGGUGUAAUCUGAAAGGGAAAGCAAAAGUUCUAGCACAACUUUUUAUAUGCCCCUUCAUCAAUCAGUUCCCAGAAGCAAUAAGACCUUACAUAGAAUCGGUCAAGGAUGUUGAAGAUGAUGGGAAUUGUGGGUUUUGA
Molecule: messenger RNA, 1503 nt
Organism: Rhododendron vialii
Lineage: Eukaryota; Viridiplantae; Streptophyta; Magnoliopsida; Ericales; Ericaceae
Product: protein FAR1-RELATED SEQUENCE 5-like
Exons: 2
Coding region: 1-1503 (500 amino acids)
Biological process (GO): regulation of DNA-templated transcription
Molecular function (GO): zinc ion binding
Source: RefSeq, a predicted model, not a curated record